AUUACUUGGGUUGACUUGAAUGUGACGACAAGCUGAAUGACUCGUCAGACACCACUAAACAACCUUAGCUUCACCACUCAUCUCUGUUGCCGAUCCAAAAGAUGUUUAUUUCCGGCAUCUUCAUCUAUCUCCUGUUGCUCCCCUGGCUGAGCUCCACCAUCCAAGCUCAACAACAAACUUACCUCUUCCAUUCCUGUCCCAACACCACAGUUUUCCCACCAAACUCCACUUACGGAGCCAAUAUCCGCAACCUACUCUCUUCUCUUUCCUCCAACGCCACCGCCGGCCGUCUUUUCCACAACACGACCUCCGGGAGAAACGCCGACGCAGUCCACGGUUUGUUUCUCUGCAGGGGUGACGUUUCGGACACAGGGUGUCGAGAUUGUGUGUCCGCAGCCACCAAAGAUGUCACUCAACGUUGCCCCGUCGAGAAAACAACGGUGAUUUGGUACGAUGAUUGCCUCGUCCGUUACUCAAACGAGUCAAUCUUUUCCACCGUCGCCGGAGCACCCAAGGUUUACUUGAUGAACACCGGGAACGUCACGAACCAAGACCGUUUCAACCGGAUACUGGCCGACACGAUGCGUGACGGAGCGGCCCUGGCUUUGAAUGGUACGUUGCGCUUGAAGAACUUCGCGACCAGAGAGGCCAAUGUUUCCGGGUUUCAAACACUGUACAGCCUUUUACAGUGUACUCCCGACCUGACAACCUCGGAUUGCAACACGUGUUUAAGACAAGCCAUCUCGGAUUUGCCCGUUUGUUGCGAUGGAAAACAAGGGGGAAGAGUGUUGAUUCCGAGCUGCAACAUUAGAUAUGAACUGUACCCUUUCUACAAUCAAUCUGCAGUUUCGAUUCGGCCACCUCCGUCAGCGUUGAUUCCUCCUUCACGGACAACUCCAGGAAAAAGCAAAAAGAACACAUUGCCAAUAAUCAUUGCCGUUGUUGCUCCGAUCACCGUCUCAGUUCUGCUAUUUUUCUUGGGCUGUUGUUUAUUAAAAAGGAGAGAAAAGAAGAAGAACAAAGCUGUAGAAGAAAACGAGGCGUAUGAUAUAAGCACGAUUGAGUCGUUGCAGUAUGAUUUUAGCACUAUAGAAGUUGCCACAAACAACUUCUCGGACAACAACAAGCUAGGAGAAGGUGGCUUCGGUGAAGUUUACAAGGGUAUUCUUCCUAAUGGACAAGAAGUCGCGGUUAAGAGGUUAUCGAGAAGCUCGGGGCAAGGGUCCGAGGAGUUCAAAAAUGAGGCUGUCUUGGUAUCCAAGCUUCAACAUAGGAAUCUAGUGAGACUACUGGGAUUCUGCGUGGAAGGAGAUGAAAAGAUACUAAUAUACGAAUAUAUUCCCAACAAGAGCCUGGACUGUUUUCUUUUCGAUCCUGCAAAACGAGGACAGUUGGAUUGGUCUAUACGGUACAAGAUUGUUGGAGGGGUCGCUCGAGGGAUUCUUUACCUUCACGAGGAUUCUCGGCUGAGAAUCAUACACCGUGAUCUCAAGGCCAGCAACAUCUUAUUAGACGGUGACAUGAACCCGAAGAUUUCGGAUUUCGGCAUGGCAAGGAUUUUCGGAGGUGAUCAAACUCAAGGAACUACAAAAAGAGUUGUUGGAACCUACGGCUAUAUGUCACCGGAAUACGCAAUGCACGGGCAGUUUUCGGUGAAAUCGGAUACAUACAGUUUCGGCGUUUUAAUUCUGGAAAUCGUAAGUGGCGAACGGAACAAUAAUUUUUAUCAGAAGGAUGGUGCGGACGACCUUAUCAGCUACGCUUGGAAACAUUGGAAGAAUGGGACACCCUUGGAAAUUCUUGACCCUGUUUUGAAGGAUAACUACUCGAGAAACGAAGUCAUGAGAUGCAUCCAAAUCGGGUUAUUAUGUGUUCAAGAAGAUCCGGUUGAAAGGCCAACAAUGGCUACCAUUGAUAUGAUGCUUAAUAGUUACUCUGUCACACUUCCAUCUCCUAAUCAGCCUGGAUUUUUUUUCAACUCAAGAACAGAGGGGAAGAUGCUGGAAUCUGAUCAAUCCACUAGUCGAUCGAUUCCAUGGUCGAUCAACGAAGUAUCCAUCACUGAGUUAGACCCUCGAUGAUGCAAUCCUGAAGGCAGAUAAAUAACCCUAUAUAUGUAUCACCUUAUGUAUGAAUGAAGUAAGAAAAUAAGAGUUACUUUUGCUCUCUCAAGUAGUAGAUGUUUUGCAAUCAAAUGAUUUUCUCAUUAAUCUUUGUAACAUAUGCAAGA
Hibiscus syriacus is the source of this 2230-nucleotide messenger RNA. Its product is annotated as cysteine-rich receptor-like protein kinase 10. Gene Ontology annotation, biological process: protein phosphorylation. The record is from RefSeq and is a predicted model, not a curated record. Bases 102 to 2081 code for a protein of 659 amino acids. Lineage: Eukaryota; Viridiplantae; Streptophyta; Magnoliopsida; Malvales; Malvaceae. The transcript has 7 exons. Gene Ontology annotation, molecular function: ATP binding; protein serine/threonine kinase activity.